GUUGUUAGCACCAGAGGAAGAAGGAAGCGGUGACAUCUGACAGGACACUGCUAAGAUGAGCGUCCCAGACUACAUGCAGUGUGCCGAGGACCAUCAGACGGUGCUUGUGGUGGUCCAGCCGGUCGGCUUAGUACCCGAGGACCAGUUCUUUAAGAUCUACAAGCGCAUCGCCAGCGUGAGCCAGGUGAACAUCAGGGACUCGCAGCGUCUCCUCUACAUCCGCUACCGCCACCACUACCUCCCCGAGAACAACGAGUGGGGCGACUUCCAGACGCACCGCAAGGUGGUGGGCCUCAUCUCCAUCACCAACUGUGGCACAGCCAAGGAGUGGCCACAGAUGUCUGAGCGAUUCCACGGCCAGAAGGAAGUGUACAGCUCCACGUUGUACGACUCGCGCCUGCUUGUGUUUGGGCUGCAGGGGGAGAUCGCCGAGCAGCAGCGCACCGACGUGGCCUUCUACACCAGCUUUGAAGACUGCUCCGAUGUGGAGAAGAGAGUGGAAGACUUUGUGGAGUCCAUCUUCAUUGUUCUGGAGUCCAAGCGGCUCGACCGCGCCACAGACAAGUCUGGCGACAAGAUCCCGCUGCUCUGUGUGCCCUUUGAGAAGAAGGACUUUGUGGGUUUGGACACAGACAGUAGGCAUUAUAAGAAGCGUUGCCAGGGACGGAUGAGGAAGCAUGUCGGGGAUUUGUGUCUCCAGGCGAGCAUGCUGCAGGACGCCCUGGUCCACUACCACAUGGCUGUGGAGCUGCUCAGAGGGGUUAAUGACUUCCUCUGGCUGGGUGCUGCGUUGGAGGGUUUGUGUUCAGCGUCGGUUAUAUUCCACUACCCCGGAGGCACCGCGGGGAAGACGGCGGGACGCAAGCCCAGUGUCUCUCAGGCGGCAGAUGCAGGCAAACGCCACAGACCAGGAGCUCAGGAGGUUCUCAUUGACCCAGGUGCCCUCACAGCCAAUGGCAUCAGCGCAGACACGAGUACGGAGAUUGGACGAGCAAAGAACUGCCUGAGUCCUGAGGACAUUAUCGAGAAAUACAAAGAGGCCAUCUCCUACUACGGGAAGUAUAAGAACGCAGGUGUGAUCGAGCUGGAGGCCUGUGUGAAAGCUGUCCGAGUGCUUGCCAUUCAGAAGAGGGCGAGGGAGGCGUCCGAGUUCCUGCAGAACGCUGUGUACAUCAACCUCGGACAGCUGUCGGAGGAGGAGAAGAUCCAGCGCUACAGCAUCCUGUCUGAGCUCUACGAACUCAUCGGCUUCCACCGCAAGUCUGCGUUCUUCAAGCGCGUCGCGGCGAUGCAGUGCGUUGCCCCCACCAUUCCUGAGCCGGGCUGGAGAGCCUGCUACAAGCUGCUGCUGGAGACGCUGCCUGGAUACAGCCUCUCCCUGGAUCCCAAGGACUUCAGCAAAGGGACUCACAGAGGCUGGGCUGCAGUACAGAUGCGCCUCCUGCAUGAACUUGUGUACGCCUCCCGUCGAAUGGGAAACCCGGGCCUGUCUGUGCGCCACCUGUCCUUCCUGCUGCAGACCAUGCUGGACUUCCUGUCUGAUCAAGAGAAGAAGGAAGUGACCCAGAGUCUGGAGAACUACACCUCCAAGUGUCCUGGUGGAAUGGAGGUCAUCACCCUUCCUGAUGGCCUGAAGCUCCCUCCUGUGCCGUUUACAAAGCUCCCCAUUGUCCGAUCAGUGAAGCUCCUCGACCUGCCCGUCAGUCUGCGCCCGCACAAAGUAAAAGGUCUGCUGGGACAGAAUAUGUCCACUGCCAGCCCCUUCAUCUACUCGCCCAUCAUCAUGCACAACAGAGGAGAGGAGCGCUGUAAGAAGAUAGACUUCCAGUGGGUUCAAGGAGACGUCUGUGAAGUGCAGCUCAUGGUCUACAACCCCAUGCCUUAUGAGCUUCGAGUAGAGAACAUGGGUUUGCUGACGUCUGGAGUGGAGUUUGAAUCUCUGCCCGCUGCACUGUCCCUGCCUGCAGAGUCUGGCCUGUACCCUGUCACACUGGUUGGCGUCCCGCGUACGGCUGGCAACAUCACAGUCAACGGUUACCACACGUCCGUGUUCGGCGUCACCAGCGACUGUCUGCUGGAAGCUCUGCCCUCUGUGAAGACCGGCGGCUGUCUGGUGGAGGUCAUUCCUUCGCUCCCUCGCCUCCAGCUCAGCACUUCCUUACCACGGUCAGCACACACGCCUCAGCCCAUGUCCAAGGAGGAACUGACCAGCUCUGUGUCCGUCCAGCUUUUCAACGGAGAGACCCAGCAGCUGACCAUCACCCUGGAGAACAUUGGAUCUGAGGACAUCGAGACUCUGGAACUCACUUCUAAGAUCGUCAGCACCAAAGAGAAAGUGUUUGGGGAGUUUCUGAGCUGGGAUCUGGAAGAGGCUUUGUCUCACCUGCCUCUCAAGCAGGGCCAGGCUGUGAUGCUGACUGUCAACAUUAAAGUCAAGCUGGACUUCUCCGGUCAGGAGACCCUGCUGCAGGACCUCAACGACGAUGGGAUCAGUGUGACGGGACUGCCAAUCUCCAGUCCACUACGCCAAGUCCUCAAAUCCAGAUCUGAGACCAAGUCUGUCAACAGUGAAUCUGGCAAAGCAGAAUAUACCCACGUUAAGACUUUGGAAGCCGUGCUGAACUUCAAGUACUCUGGGGGAACAGGCGAAGUGGAGGGAUACUACAGGGAACUGACUCUGGGAGUCCAUGUCGAUGUGGAACCUUCUGUGUUCUUCACCAGAGUCAGCACCCUUCCUGCUACCAGCACCCGCCAGUGUCACCUGCUGCUCGACAUCUUCAACCCAACAGAGCAUGAGGUCACGGUCAACGCCAAGAACAACCAGGACCUGGUUCUGCACGCCAGCGAGUGCCAGAGAAUGGCGAUCCAGGUUGACAAGUUUGACUUUGAGAGUCUGCCACAGCUGGACCAGGAUGUAACUCGCUUCAACCCCAAACAGCUGGAAGAGGAUCGGCAACAUGCCCAGGGCUUCCAGAUCAACAGCAAGCUGGGCAUCGGCUGGACCAUCCCGUCACUGCGGCGGCGUGGAGAGGCCAGCGUGGAGGGCGUCCUCAACCAGCUGGUCCUGGAUCACCUGCAGCUCGCUCCUCUGCAGUGGGAUGUGCUGGUGAACGGGAAGCCGUGCGACUGCGACGUCGUCGCUGACUGUAAGGUGGGCGACGCCGUGGCGCUGGAGGUCAAACUGACCAAUCGGAGCAAGAACGCAGUGGGACCCCUGGCUCUGACUGUGGUCCCCUAUCAGGACUACCAGAACGGAGUCCAGAACUACGAGCUGGACGAAGCCGUGACCUUCAUCGGCUCCAACACCUUCUACAUCGACACGGUGAAACCCAGAGAGAGCGUGGUGUGUGUGGGCGCUCUGCUCUUCCUCUACACUGGAGAUUUCUACCUUAAUAUCAAGUUCCAGGACGACAGUGCCGGGCGAGAGCUGCCGCUGGCUUGGUUCACUCUGCCCAGCGUCCACAUCAAGUCUCUGGACGCUCCACUGCAGGCCGGAGCAUGAGCGCAGUAUUCCAUGGAUCUCAAUUUGUACUGUAGGUGUGGACGGAGGACGGAGGACUUUGUUGGUGAUGUGUGCGUCUGUAAAUACUAAAGUCUUAUGGGUGGAAAUAUCACGUUGAAGGUCACAGCAUGUGUUCUGGGUGUAAAGUCACGUCCACAGACUGUGGAGAGCUAAAGUUAAGACCAGGCCUGGGCUGGGCUCCGGUUUUAAAGGUAUAGAGUGUUUGUCAGAACACGACGACGACACCACAUCACUCCAGAUUCUAGGACAAACAGACACAGGAUCACUGGAUCUUUCCUGAAUGAAUUUGCGUCUCUUACUGUAGAUGAGUCCGUCGUUACAUGUGACAUGAGAUGCUUGUAAAUAAAUGUU
This is a messenger RNA of Solea solea (common sole), 3874 nucleotides long. It is a transcript of the gene trappc9, whose product is annotated as trafficking protein particle complex subunit 9. The coding region runs from base 56 to 3502 and encodes 1148 amino acids. The transcript has 23 exons. Lineage: Eukaryota; Metazoa; Chordata; Actinopteri; Pleuronectiformes; Soleidae. Gene Ontology annotation, cellular component: trans-Golgi network. The record is from RefSeq and is a predicted model, not a curated record.